AUGGCCCAUGGGGCACAUGCGCGGGCGGGCGCGGCGUCCGCCUCCCACGAGCAUCACUUUGGGUCCCUGAAUUGGUCACCAGGCUUAGCUCUACCGUCAUCGUGGGAGCCCGGCGGGCGGGCGGGCGCAGUCACUUUUAUGACUGAGGCCAGCCCUGUUGCUCUGCAGUGGAUUUCCCAGCAGCGCGAGGAUUCGGUUCCUUCCAAAGGGAAGCGUCUUGACCUGCAUUCGGGCUGGCGAAUGAGGAUGAUGAAAAGUGCCGUGAGACCAACGCAGUUUUCGUAUGGCUCUAACCCUUUCUUGCUUGCGCGGCUGUUCGCCAAUGCAGUCGGUCAGAUCGAGGGGACAAUUCAUGGCAACGCGAAGAUACGGCAUGGAAGAAGAUUGACGUAUUUCGUGGUGUUUAACCCCUACCUCUAUCCUAUGCAAGUCAGGUCGCAAUUGUUCGUCUUUGGUCAGAUCGAUGGGCCAUCCAACACACCCCAGGAUACCGGCUGCUAUCGACCAACAGCGGGCCUGUAUUGUACACGAGGCCAGGAACCCCCCUUGUCUCAUCGUAUCGACUUUACCGCUCUCGUUGAGGAGAAUCUCCCAGGGCUGCAGCGAGACCCUCCCACGGAGUCCGAAUGCCCCGCUCCAGGCGGGGCCGCCAGCGGGAAGAAGGGUGACGUUCGUUCGUCAGUCCAUGCGGCCGGGUUCACGGCGACGUCUCCUCGGGAGAUGGGGUACGGACGACGGAUGCAGAAAGCGUUGCCAGAGCCCACACUUACUCUCUGUCUCUCUCUUGCGUACUAUCAACCAGGCUGCCAGAUUAACUCGGCUCGGGAGGAAGGACGUCAACGAGGGGUAAUGUAUCGUCCCACGGCCAUCAUUCUGAUCAGCAAAGGCCAAGAACAACUUUGCUUAUGCACCCGCCUAACCUGCGGCGGGAAGUGGGAUUUAGACAAGCACGUCCGCGGCAAAGCAAUGAUUGACAGCCAAGACUCGACGUUAAACGGCCGCCUAGGUAUCGUCUCCUUGCUCUACCGAGGGGCUGGGCCCACGGAUGUUCCCAUUGUUGCGUUUAGCACGCUCGCGGAAACUUUGCGGAGAGUCGUGUUUCGGUCUGUGUUUGUUAUUUCUGUCCAGCCUCAAUACCAACGGCAAAUCUCGUGCUUGUGUAUUGUCCCGGUGUCCGUCGGGAUAGAGCCAACGAGAUUCCCGCCUAGAGAUGGACGUAGUCCAUUUGUCGACUUGGCUCGAUCAUGGUUCCUCCGCACCGUUUCCUUCAGGCUUGACUUCAUACCUCAGAAUCCAAGUGGCUUGAGGGAUCCAGGCAACAUCAAAUCGUCCGGCUGCUCCGUGGAGGGGACCUUUGCUUCCGUGGCGUUUGAGCUUGUUCUUCUCGUGCAGUUACGGGUGUGUCUUAACGCCAUCAUCAUCUAUGUCUCACCAUCCCACCCCUCUCGCCUGACCUUUCCCGCUCACGCGCCAGGCAGCCUUUUAGACUCGGCUGGCGUGUCUGUGGGUGCGUUGCCAACGUUUUCGAGUAAAGAAUUUUGGAACUUUGGUAUUCUGUGGCCCCUGAGACUUCUCUCAGAGUACCGUUCUCGCCGCCUCGUCUCUAUUGACGAGGGUUCGUUCCUAGCUUCUUGGCUGGGAGCCGCUUAUGUGGAAGAAGGCGUCCUUGAGGGUCUGGUAUCACGGCAUGCUAGACUAUCGAGGCAGCGAUAUAAUUUGCUCUGCGCCAAACCCCUUGGCGUUAACCUCUUCGGUGGCUUGCUUCUGGCAGAUGUGGACCAUCAUGUCUUGUCUCGGCGUUAG
Colletotrichum lupini is the source of this 1803-nucleotide messenger RNA. RefSeq lists its product as uncharacterized. The transcript has 17 exons. The record is from RefSeq and is a predicted model, not a curated record. Lineage: Eukaryota; Fungi; Ascomycota; Sordariomycetes; Glomerellales; Glomerellaceae. The coding region runs from base 1 to 1803 and encodes 600 amino acids.